This is a messenger RNA of Cricetulus griseus (Chinese hamster), 923 nucleotides long. Lineage: Eukaryota; Metazoa; Chordata; Mammalia; Rodentia; Cricetidae. The record is from RefSeq and is a predicted model, not a curated record.
UACAACCAGCUGCACCCAUCAGGGUGGAGCCAAACACUUGCGCACAGCAGGCACUCAGUCAGCUUUGUCCUCUGCACAGCUCUGAGGGGUCAUUUGUCAUUUAGCCAGUGAGCCCAGGAUUAUUGUUCACUGAUGAAAGACCCCCUGCUUAAGGCUGAGAUGUAACACUUUACAUUGACAGAGACUAGUCCACCCCCUAUGAUUGACACAUAGUAACCCUAUUCUGCAGCCUCAUCCUUUUUUUUUUUUUUUUUAUGGGGGUGGGGUGUUUCUUAUAUUUUGGAAACAGAGACGUGGCCUCGGGACAGCAUGUCGUUCUAGCCUGUUCAGCCCUGAAGAAAAUGUACAGAGACAUCUUGAUACGAGGAAGAAGUGAUGUGCCUUUGGAAGUUGAUGAGUCAGCAAAGGAAAGGCUGGCCGGAGAGCAGCUCUUGGUGGUCUACCUCUGCGGGCCAUUUGAGAUCAUUUCCAGACGCUUGUUGCAACGAAAAGGACAUUUUAUGCCGCCCGAGUUACUGCAGUCCCAGUUCAGUAUUCUGGAGCCCCCAUCAGGUCCUGAAAACUUCAUCCAAGUCAGCGUGGACCAGAGUCCCUUGGAGAUGGCUGAUGCCAUCAUGGAAGCGUUGCACACAAAGUAGUCAUUUUAUGCCUGCAGUUUACAGACAACUCUGGUUCUAAGCUCCUCACCAGUGGCACAGUCUAAAUUCCUAAUUGGAAACAAACCACAGUGUGUGGAGAUCCUUGUUUGACUGUGUUGGUAGGAGUUUGUGGUGCCAUUGGCAUCCUGCAGGUCUGACAGGAAAGGGGAGAAAGAUGUUAAAAGUUAAACUGAAACUCAAGUUUAAAUGUGUGUGUAAAGCAACCAGAUUGUGGUGAUUUGUUGAUGCAAUAACAAAUAAAGCUUGCCUGAAGAUCAGAGUGCA